AUGUCACCCGACCUCCGCAGGUUCAUAGAACGCUUGAUCGCUCUUUACGUAGCCCCAACAGAAACACAGGAAUCUCGCUUUCUCCUAAUUCUCAAAUCAAAUAUUCCCGUAGGCAUUGAAUUAUGGCAUACAUACAAAAAACGUACCGCCACUCCUGAGAAUCCCUACGACGAAGCCGCCGUGACAACUCAAUGGAAUUCCUCCCCUUCGUCUUCCUGUGGUAUGGACGCAUUUGUCACUCUCCUCAACCCAGCUUCAUACAAUCCCGCCCUUUUCGACUGUCUCGCAGAAGUCGUUACUCCGUCGCGUGAACUCGUAAUUAGGUGGAUGGCGCCCUACCUACGGAGAUUUAGCAAAUACAUUCCAUCGCAAAACAUGUGGUUGUGUGAUCAGAAGCGUAUGGGACCCGAGUACAUGAACAGAGAUGUUAUGGAGAUGUAUCUGAGACAGGGAAUAUGCGAAUGCGUGGAUGUGUUGAGACAGUUUAAUGGUCGAGAGGAUGUUAUUGCCAUUGCGUUGGAAGUGUUGGAAGGUGCAGAGAUGCCAAUGUAUUUGAAGGUUAUGUUGAGAGGUAUUUCUGAUGAGGAGCUUCCUUGGUAA
This is a messenger RNA of Paraglomus occultum, 600 nucleotides long. The record is from the annotation of a GenBank genome assembly. NCBI's taxonomy places the organism in Eukaryota, Fungi, Glomeromycota, Glomeromycetes, Paraglomerales, Paraglomeraceae.